AAAAUGGUCUGCUCCCGGUCUACGCAGGUGAUUAGCAUAGUGCUAGGAGCAUCUUGUAUUUGUUGGUAUUCAAUCAUCACGGGCAGCGGAACGUCAAGAGGUGAAAUUUUCUUGUUCAAAGCUGUAACGAUGACAGCAAAAGACCUCUCGGCCUCCGAUGUCACUGACUGCGGAAACGCUAGCGGCAUCGGAAGCAGCAGCAUCGAUGCUCGAACAGCUAGCGGGAUAAAUAUGACAAAUCUGGCUUGUCCAGCAUUUGACGACCGGCCAAGCAGGUUCCCCUCUAACUUUUGGUAUGUGAAGAAUCCUAAGACAAGUAGCAGUACCCUCGCAGGCGUAUUUCGUAGCGUAGCCGCGCAUCACGCUGUCAUCAUGCUCAAUCCGGCUAAAACACAUAUGAGCGUCAAAGAAGUGGAAGAUACCAAGCAGAAGGUUAUAAGUGCAGUACAAAGUCGCCACAGUGAGCCACCUCGACUGGGCCUGUCCAAUCAUGUACGAUUUAACUCAGGAAUUCGUGAUACCCUAGAGUUGAACGGGCCUCUCUUGUUAUUUACCUCAGUGAGGGAGCCAAUUGAUCGAUUUUAUUCCUUCUUCAUUGAGCAAUGCCAAAAUUCGAAAUUCGGAAAAAAUGUAGACUGCUUUGGUGAAGCAGUGGAUGAGAAACUCCAAAUGGCUACCACAAUGGAGCCGAAUUCUCAGCUAGCUGUCAUUCGAGGGAACGCAACAGACAUCAAGAGUGCAGUAGCUCAGUACGACUUCAUUUUCGUCCGAGAACGCUUCGACGAGUCUUUGGUAGUGUUCAUGAUAUUAUAUGGACUGGAUUUCGCCGACAUCGUCCAUUUAUCGUCAAAAGUGCGCACGGGAAAGUAUCCCGGCGCCGCCAAGAUGCCACCGGCGCUCAACGACCUGAUACGGACCAAUAGCCAGGAAGAUGUAAAACUAUGGGUCACAGCAAAUGCCCUUUUGGAUGAGAAAAUUGCGGGCAUAAAUGAAAAAUGUGGAGGUGAAGCUUACAUGGCGUCUACGUUAGCCGCAUUUAAUCGCACCAAGGUGCUGUGA
Messenger RNA from Nannochloropsis gaditana CCMP526, 1059 nucleotides. RefSeq lists its product as uncharacterized. The transcript is spliced from 3 exons. Gene Ontology annotation, cellular component: membrane. Bases 4 to 1059 code for a protein of 351 amino acids. Gene Ontology annotation, molecular function: galactosylceramide sulfotransferase activity. The record is from RefSeq and is a predicted model, not a curated record. Gene Ontology annotation, biological process: glycolipid biosynthetic process.